Molecule: messenger RNA, 3611 nt
Organism: Mesocricetus auratus (golden hamster)
Lineage: Eukaryota; Metazoa; Chordata; Mammalia; Rodentia; Cricetidae
Gene: Reep1
Product: receptor accessory protein 1
Exons: 9
Coding region: 130-984 (284 amino acids)
Biological process (GO): endoplasmic reticulum tubular network organization
Cellular component (GO): cytoplasmic microtubule; endoplasmic reticulum membrane; endoplasmic reticulum tubular network
Molecular function (GO): microtubule binding
Source: RefSeq, a predicted model, not a curated record
CGCGAGCGCGGGGCCGGGCCGGCGGGCGCGUUCAGUCUGGCGGCGGCGGCGGUGCGCAGACAGACAGACGUGUCGGGAGCGCAGCACUGCCCGCAACUCAGCAGCUCGGGCCGCGCCCGCCCACCCGCCAUGGUGUCGUGGAUCAUCUCCAGGCUGGUGGUGCUUAUAUUUGGCACCCUUUAUCCUGCGUAUUACUCCUACAAGGCUGUGAAGUCCAAGGACAUUAAAGAAUACGUCAAAUGGAUGAUGUACUGGAUUAUCUUUGCCCUCUUCACCACAGCAGAGACGUUCACGGACAUCUUCCUUUGCUGGUUUCCAUUCUAUUAUGAACUAAAAAUAGCAUUUGUAGCCUGGCUGCUGUCUCCCUAUACAAAAGGAUCCAGCCUCCUGUACAGGAAGUUUGUUCAUCCCACACUGUCUUCAAAAGAAAAGGAAAUUGAUGACUGCCUGGUCCAAGCAAAAGAUCGGAGUUAUGAUGCCCUUGUGCACUUUGGGAAGCGGGGCUUGAACGUGGCAGCCACAGCAGCUGUGAUGGCUGCUUCCAAGGGACAGGGUGCCUUGUCGGAGAGACUGCGGAGCUUCAGCAUGCAGGACCUCACCACCAUCAGGGGUGAUGGUGCCCCCGCUCCCUCAGGCCCGCCUCCACCAGGGACUGGUCGGUCCAGCGGCAAACAUGGCCAGCCUAAGAUGUCCAGGAGUGCUUCCGAGAGUGCUGGCAGCUCAGUGUGUACCUGCUGCUCCACCUGCAGGACCCGGAAAGUGGUUGAGGGAGAUGUGAAUGAGGGUGGUGUGAAGUCGUGGGAGCCCCACCAGGUCCAAAGCCCACUGGCGUUUUCUGACGAGGAGGAGGAGGACCUGUUGGAGUUCAUGUACAAGUAUAAGGCACCGAGGAGGACGGAGUUGCCCCUGGAGGCACCGCCUAGAAUCCUUCGAUCCCGCUUCAGGAAGAAAAGUACCUCAUCCUUGGCCACUGAAACCACGUGAGUGAGAUGAGCCAACAGCACCGGAUCCACAGACGUCUCUCCUCUGCCUUAAAGAGCUAGUCACUAGUAACGCGGAAGUGCGCAGGCUAGGUGUGCUUCCUGUGUGCAGCCUCACAGACAUGGCCUUUGUUCGCUCCCCUCUUCGCCUUUGACAAUUUUCUGUUCCUUCCUUUUUGUUCCCGGGGGAGAGGCUAAAGGGAAAAGGUGGUGGUGGAGGGUGACCUUUCCGUCUUCCGGGGUCAGUAAUCUUCUGCAGUUGGAUUGUCAUUGUGGCCACAAUGUUUUUAGAUAUAUAGGCACUCUUACCCUGCUGCUGAGAUGGACGUUUGUAAUUUAUUUGUUGCAUAGUUUUUAGUCCUGUAAAUGCAAACGAAGUGAUCUUUUUAAAAAACUUUUUGUUGUUCUUGGUACUAAUACAUCGGACUAUUAUGUAUAUAUUUACGGCUUUUAGCUUAAUGUAAUGAACCCGCAAGGGCUGCCAGAGGUUCUGGUGAGAGAGCUGCAAAAACCAGAAAUGUAGACAAACAUUUUGAUUCCAGACAAUGUCUUCCACCUGCUUACAAAGCCAGUGCCAGUAGGGCAUGCCUACUCCUGCCGGAAGAUGGCCCACGUUCUUCAAGUGGCUGUGCAACCCGCACAGCAGAGCUGAGCCAGGAACACGGAGUCUCAGCCACAGGAAGGAAGGUUGCUGAGUCAGGGAAGGGGGUUCAAGAUCAGAAGUUUCUGAGCCCUUCCGGGGACACUGGACCUGCCUCAGGCAGGCAGACGUCUCACCCUUAGCAGAACCGUUUGCGGGGCAUGGAGACUCAACGCUGGAAGAAUUCCAAGUAUCUCAGAAACACUUGGCAAGAAUAUUUCCCCUUCAGGGACCAGUGCUGUGGCUGAUUUCUCCAGGAGGAAGAGCCUACAUCUGAGCGCCUUGUUUCAGAGAACACUAAGCAAAGAGAAAAGGCUAGAAGUAGGCUUUGUGCUCACAUAACCAUCAGAAGGCAGGAUCUGGGGUGGACUGAGGCUGAGAUCCACAGGCAGCUGUGGCUCUUGCUCCCCUCUGGCUUGCGUGGCAGAUGAACAGGAUGGACUGACACUCAUGUUUACUCCAUGUCUUCAUGGUGUGGUCUAGGGAGCUGCCCGUCCCUCUGAGAGCUGAGUCAAAUUGUAAGGCUAGUCUAUUCGUGCUUAGAGUCGGUGUUUUCUUUCCAUGUAAUGCAUGCAGUGGUCACAACCCAGUUACUUAUAUUUGGAUUGUGUUUCUUCAUAGCUAUGCUCUGAAGACUAGAGAAGUAGUGUUGUAUACCACAUAGAACUGCCAAUAACUGCACACAGGCUCAAUUACAGAGCGCUCCGUUACUGAGCUACACAAACAUGCACUGGGAGAUUGCCGGUCUACAUUAGCUGGACCUUGGCCACUUCACAGAGGGUUUUAAUUGAAGUUCAUUGCUGCCAGAUACACCUAGUGAAAUUCUCCAAAAGUGAUUCUGCAAUUUAGAACUAACCCUAGGGAACUAACUCAAAAGCUGAUGACCGGGAGGUCAAAUAGUCUGCCUGUGGCCCACACCCAUCUGAAUUCGGUAAGAAAACAUCUGUCCUCGUCAAGCUCACGCAACAGCUCCAGACAAGCGAAAUGAUAGCCUGUAAAAUGUAAACCUGUCAGUUGGGUGUAUCUGGGAUGAAGAGAAACAGGUGCAGAAAAGCCUGAGAGAAGCAGCUUUGCAGCUCCCCACCCCACCCCCAAAUAAUAAACGGCUUUAGGAGCAGAGUUCCAGUCCUAUUAGAUUUUCACAUAUUACAACGGGAAGUCAUAACAUGUUAGGCUCUCAAGUUUGUACUCAGCUAUGCCAAAACUGUUUGCAGCACUCCUCAGACAUACUGUAUUACUUCGAGAUUUUAAAAUCACAGGUAUCUAAACUGUUGUCUCACUGUAAGUGUAACUACUUCUCCUUCAAGUGUUGACUAGGGGGUUACCUCCUCUCUUAAACACACCUGCUAUACAGCCGAGCGCAGCUGUCUUGUUUCUCGAAAACUGUGUUUACUUUUCUGACAAGCUGUGCAUUUGUACGUGGACUGACAUGAUGUGAAUACCCCUGUCUGUGCAGUGUGUGGUGCUGUCUAGAGAAGAGAAAUGGAUGUUUCUACUUUGCUGACUUAGACACAGGCUGUUUACAAGUGCUAGCUUGAAGGUCUGCACUUGUCUUAGCGUUGAGUUCCUUGCCUUGGAGCACAGGCUCCAUUGCUGAAGAUAAUGUCUCCUGACUGUGAAUAGCUUGCUCACUCUGCUGGCCUUUGAUAUGUCUGUUUUCUGGUAAACCGUCCAUGUGUUUGUGUUAAGAGUGCUUCUCACCACAACCGUUGUGUAGCCUUCCCAGUUUUCCUUGCACAGUAUCUGAAGUGGCAAAAGAUGUGCUUCACCUUCGGACAGUGACACCCAGAAGUGAUGUUCUCCAUUGUGACUGUGCACACUUCCUCUAGUUUAUUUCUGAAGCCUCUAGAAUGAGCUAUAAUUAAAUAGUAUACUGGACCGUGUCUCUAAGGGAUGUAAACUGCAGUAUUCCAAAGGCUGAAGCUCUGCUGUUUUGUUAUAAUGCCUGAUAAUACCUUGAAUAAAGUCUUAACAUUUUUCUUUAAAAAAAA